This is a messenger RNA of Periophthalmus magnuspinnatus, 4756 nucleotides long. RefSeq names its product phosphate regulating endopeptidase homolog, X-linked (gene phex). Gene Ontology annotation, biological process: protein processing. Gene Ontology annotation, molecular function: metalloendopeptidase activity. The transcript has 22 exons. The record is from RefSeq and is a predicted model, not a curated record. Gene Ontology annotation, cellular component: plasma membrane. Bases 532 to 2766 code for a protein of 744 amino acids. Lineage: Eukaryota; Metazoa; Chordata; Actinopteri; Gobiiformes; Gobiidae.
AGAAACACAUUGGACAUAGAGGGAAAUACACAGUUGGAGGUCAUACUUGGAAAGAAUUUUGAAUGUAAUUGGUUUAAUCCUGAAGACUAUCUUAGAUCAUUUUUGCAUGGACAAAUUUGUGAACUAAUUUUAGGACUAGAAGAUCACAAGCUUUUAUUUUGAAAUAUUUUGUGUUUAUAUUUUCAUUUUUGCAUUAAUUUUUUUUGCAUUUUUCUUUCAAGUUAAAACGACAAUUAGAACAUGUGGAUAUUGUUUUAAUUUUCUUUUUUUUUCUUUUUUUUUUCUUUUUUUGAGAAUUACUUAAUUUUUCAGAAGUUAGAGGAUUUCAAGAUUUCACUUUUGAAUUUUUUUUUUUGCCAAAUCUCUUGACACCUGUGUUUUGAGCAUCUGUGAAUACAUUUGAGACUACAUUCAUGACAUUUUUCAUUUUCAAAUCCUGUGUCACUCAUCUGUAACUGUACCUCUGGACCUAUAGCAUAUUAGCUUGUGUAUUUUUGCAUGUUCGUAAUACUUGAGCUGCUGCCUUGAGUCAUGGAACUAGACCGUUUAGGAGGUGGAGGGGUCAAACCAGAGCGGGGUGUACCGAGGCUGUACCGGGUUGCUUUGGCCAUGUGCGUGUGCGUCUGCGCGGCUCUGCUCCUCGCACUCAUCAUUGUCUCCAGUCAAAAGUCCACUCAGGAGGAGUUCUGUCUGACCCCAGAAUGCAUCGAAGCAGCUGGAUCCAUCCUGAGUAAACUGGACCGCUCGGUGGACCCCUGUGAGGACUUCUACUCGUACUCGUGUGGGGGCUGGUUAAAGGAGAACCCCAUCCCAGAAGACUCCUCCUCCUACGGGAUCUACCCCUGGCUCCGGCAGCAUGUCGACAUCAGACUCAAAGAGCUGCUGCAGACUCCACCAAACGCAGACGAGCUGGAGGCAGUGAAAAAGGCCAAAAUGCUCUAUCGCUCCUGUCUGAACGAAAGUGUCUUGGAGGACCUGGACUCAAAGCCCAUGCUGAAGACCCUGAGGCAGCCUGAGUUCCGGUGGCCGGUGGUGGGGGAGGGGCUGGGGCCGCCGUACGAGUGGUCCCAGAGCGAGUGGAGCCUCCUCAACACUUUGGCCCAGAUGAGAAACCAACACAGCAAGAGCGUCCUCAUACGCCUCUAUGUUUCCCCCGACGACAAGAACUCACUGCAUUACAUCAUCAAGCUGGACCAGGCAUCUCUGUCUCUGCCCUCCAGGGAAGACUACACCACCAACAGCUCAGCGGCCAAAGCUUACCGAGCGGCUCUGUUGAGUCUGAUGGUGGACACGGCUGUGAUGCUUGGAGCUCCUCAGAAAUCAGCUCAGACGCAGAUGGAGAAAGCACUAGCCUUCGAAACCAAAGUGGCCCAUAUUCUAAUUCCUUAUGAAAACCGGACCAGUGAAUCCAUGUACAACAAAUACACAAUCUCUCAGCUACAGAAGACUAUUCCACAGUUUGACUGGUUGGGUUUUGUGCGAGCUGUGCUGGAGGCUUCGGGACACUACACAGUCUCCUCCUCAGAGCAGGUCAUUGUCCGAGCGCCACAAUAUUUCAAAGAGCUCUUCAAACUCAUCGAAGCCACGGAUCCCAGGACUGUGGCCAAUUACGUUCAGUGGAGGACAGUGUUCUCCAGAGUCACCACUCUGAGCCGACGGUUUCUCUACAGAUACUUGGACUAUGCGAGGGUUACCACGGGAACGACCUCCCUGACCCCUCGCUGGGAUAAGUGUGUUAACUAUGUGGAGAACUCACUUGUUUAUGCCACUGGGCGCCUUUUCGUCAGCGCACACUUCCAGGAGGAUAAGAAACACAUGAUGGAGGAGUUGAUUGACGGAAUCCGCUGGGCUUUUAUCGACAUGCUGGAAAAAGAAAAUGACUGGAUGGACAAUCCGACAAAGCAGAGAGCCAUAGAAAAGGCUCAUGCGGUGCUGCCUAAAGUCGGAUAUCCAGAGUUUAUCCUCAAUGACACCUACCUCAAUGAAGAUCUGAAAGAGUUACAGUUUACUGAAAACGACUACUAUGGGAAUGUCAUGCAGACGCUCAAGUUUAUCGCUCGCUCCGACCUCGCCUGGCUCGGAAAGACGGUCCCACGGACAGAAUGGUUCACCAACCCCACAACCGUGAACGCCUUCUACAGCUCUUCCACAAAUCAAAUCAGAUUCCCUGCCGGAGAGUUACAAAAGCCAUUUUUCUGGGGAAAGGAGUAUCCGAGAUCGUUAAGUUAUGGAGCAAUUGGAGUUAUAGUCGGCCAUGAGCUAACACACGGCUUUGACAAUAACGGCCGAAAGUAUGACAAAAAUGGGAACCUUGAUCUCUGGUGGAGCAACUCUUCUAUAAAUGCCUUCAAUGAGAAAACUCAGUGUAUGAUCGACCAAUACAAUGACUACCACUGGGAGGAGGCGGGACUUCACGUCCGUGGUAAAAGAACUCUGGCAGAAAAUAUUGCAGAUAAUGGAGGAAUAAGGGAAGCUUUCAGGGCAUACCGGCGCUGGGUGGAGCAGAGCAGAGGAGGGGUGGAGGAGCCUCUUCUUCCUGGAGUGGGACUUACCAAUGACCAGCUGUUCUUCCUCAGCUACGCCCAUGUGAGGUGUAACGCCUACAGAACAGAAGCAGCUAGAGACCAGAUCCAGAGUGGAGCCCACAGUCCUCCUAAAUACAGGGUGAUUGGAGCUAUGAGCAACUACGAGGAGUUCAGUAAGGCCUUCAGCUGUCCGCAGUCCUCUGUGAUGAACCGGGGGGCGCAGUCCUGUCGCGUGUGGUGACCUUUGACCCUUGACCCUUCACCUCAGCUGCAGUGGUCACAGUUAGAUGUUUACAGAAGACGGAGCCCCACUGUCCUCCCAGAACAUUCAGAUCCGAACGCACAAACCAUUCUUGGAGAGAGGAGACUAAGGACUAGAGACAUAUUUUAUUAUUUUGUUUACUGUAUAGCAACAAAUGACUUUCUAUGAGUUUUUAUAAUUUAUGUUUUAAAAUAAUAUUGUAAAGAUAUAGUAUUAUAAAUAUACAUGUUAAUGUAUUAUAAGUAUAAGUAUGGUUCAAAUAUGCAAAGAGAACUCUAUGCAACUGUUUAAGUACAUAACGUACCAUUGUUUAAGUGUUAGACUUUCUGUGACAUAAACAGACAGAUUAAAAAAAACAAAACUAACUUUUAUAUAUAGGUAGUGGCAGAAUGUAACGAAGUACAAGUAAUAAAGUACUGUACUUAAGUAAAACUUUUGGAUAUCUGUACUGUACUCAAGUACAUUUUGAAGUGGAUACUUUUCACUUUUAUUUCAUUACAUUUGAGAGCAGUAUCUGUACUUUAUACUCCACUACAUUUUUGAACUGGACUGAAAAGAAAAAAGUAUUUUUCUUUAUGAGAAAUGAGACUGAGACCUGCUCAAAUGGCAGACACUUAUUUUUUAUCACAUUUAAUUUGAGUUAACAUCCCAACUUUGACCAAACCAAAUACACAAAAGUAGAUAGAAAAAAUAAGAAAUUGAUUAAAUCACUUAAAAUCAGCUACAUUAUUUAUCAAGAUCACUACACUUGAUGCUUUAAUAGUAAAAGAAAACUUUUACUUUUUACUCUUAUAGUACAUUUUUAAACAGGUACUUAAAUACUUUUAUUAGAUUUGACAUAGAAAAUAAUCUUGUGCCUCUGUAUCUGUACUUUUACUUAAGUAACAAAAUACUACUUCAUUUACCACUGCAGAUAGGUUUACCAUUUUGGGGUAUAAAUUGAAUUAAAAUGACACAUUUUUACUUAUCUGGAAUUCUAUCAUUUUAGUUCUUAUUACCUGAACAACCACAAAUAUUGACUAUCCAAAUAAUCUUGAGCUUCCUUUUCCUUGUGAAUAUCUGAUCUGUAGCCAACGCCACAGCACCAACAGUAGAAAACAUUUAGAGCAAUCAUGAGGGUUUCUGCCACCUUUUUGCUUUUUAAAAUCUACACACAUAAAACAUUGUAUUUAAUUCUAUAUAAAAUUCCUAGUUGUGUAGUGAUAAUAGUACUCCCUUAUUGUAUGCAGUAAUGUCCAUAUUGAAUGUUCAUAUUGCUGUCAGUCCUUUAAAGUUACUAAAUUAAACCUAUACAUGAUUUUUCUUUUCAGUUCACAUAUUAAAUUGCAUGGAUGUAUUUGGGAUCAGUCACCUCAGAUGGAGUCACUGUCGCUGAGAACUGAGAGAACUGACCGUCCCACUUCUGUUCACUCUCUUGAUUUCUGGAGACAGACAAACAAAUAAACUCAGCAGGAUUGUGAUGGGAACAGCACACUGGGGUCAGAAAUUGGACCAGAUUUACAGACAGCACAAGUUAUUGCUUUACCUGAAAUGCCCCACUGUAUGGCAUUAAACAGGUAAGAUGAUGGGAUAUUUUGAGUAAUAAAAGUGCCUGGAAUUGAAUAAAUGCAAGAUGUUUAAUGCCAUGCUGUGGAAUAUUCCAGCCAAUGCAAUAACAUCCCCACAAAGACAAGCAAGUGGAAGACUAGUAAAGUUACAUAAUGCAUCUUUAAGAAGGCAGAUUCUCUCAGCCUAUACUAUACCACCAUCUGGUGUUCAUUGCUGUGUAUUGUCCCACAGUUUAUAAUCGUUGGAGGUGAACGUGUUUGUUCUACAGGGCAAAACAGAUCCAUUUGAAUAGAAAAUUACUGAUACUUUUUCAUAGACCUGUCACAAUGAUCACUGUAUGGACUUAUCUUUCAGUAUAUGAAAGUUGGAACUAUAUUUUGGGGUGAAUAUUCAUCGUGUGUACUUUUUCAUUGCACUACUG